AUACACACACAAGAAAGGAGAGAGAGAAUGGGAGUGUUCACGUUUGUGUGCAGGGGUUCUGGAGACGACUGGAAUGCGAAGCAGGUGAAGGGUGACCUUGAGGCCUCGGCGGGGUCUACCUUCGAGUUGCAGAGGAAGCUCGUUCAGGCUGCCCUUUCUUGUGACUCCUCUGGUGGGGUUCAAUCGUCUUUCUCAUUUGUCACCCCUUCCUCCGCUGUUUUCCAGGUCUCUAUCUCUAAUCAAAUUCCAGCAAUGAUUUAUUAUUUUAUGGAUUUAAUUAGUUUGGUCUACUAA
This is a messenger RNA of Ilex paraguariensis (yerba mate), 294 nucleotides long. NCBI's taxonomy places the organism in Eukaryota, Viridiplantae, Streptophyta, Magnoliopsida, Aquifoliales, Aquifoliaceae. The record is from the annotation of a GenBank genome assembly.